UCAAUGACGUCAUUCAUCAAAACCACUGACUGCUGGGCUUAAGCGCCACUGAAAUGGGACCUGAUUGUUUGUUAAACAUGACGCCAAACGUGCUGCUGAUUUACAAGCUCCUCGAAUUGGAAAACGGCCGAAAAACACUUGACCGAGGACUUCGCAGCUUCACUAACCGGGCCAAUGAAGAGGUUCAACGUUUCCUGAACGGGUCCUUUUCGACCUAUCAGUACGAUGAACUAUCGACGAUCUUGGACGCCAAGUGCCGAACUUUAAACAAUCUCCUCACUACAUUACAACACGCCACAAGUGAUCAACAAUUCUGUGCCGAGGCCCCUGCAGACAACGGAGACAUAACAAACCAGCUAUAUCUAUUUCCAGACAAAGUCGUUUUGACAACAGAUGUUCUUAAGUUUGGUCCCAUUUUAAGCAAUGUCCUUUUGGCGAGCUCCAUAACCAAGGCGAUCCAGGUGCUUGGAGCAACGCUCUCUUUUCAAUGUCUAAAGCAGCUCCUAGACCCUAAAGCUGUCAACGAUGACGUGUUCGAUAGCAUCCGGCCCAGCCAAAACAUUGAUGCUGGACCUGCCGAUCACUCUUCUGAUUUGAAAAUUGAAGGCAAUGAGCUUGUUGUGUUCAAGGAGAAACCCCAAGUGAGGGUAGUGGUUGAACCUCCUCUAAUUAUCAUGUGUCAAAACGGUUCCCUAGAGAUACUUCCAACAAAACCAGUGUCCCAGGAAACCAGCGAUCCUCAACCAACAAAUAUUCUUAUGAACGCACAGUUCCCCUUCUUGGAACUUGAACACGAAGUCCCGAUACAACAAAAGAAACAAACAUCUGAACAGCUAUUGACCUUCCUGCGGACGCACAAGGAAAGUGCCAGCGCGAAGCGGGACAAUUUGGCCUGGUUCAGACGCUAUUUCCAUCCUCCGUCAACAACACCAUCAAAGAUAACAAAACAGAGUAGCUUUAAAGAUGGUGGAAGUAGAAGUAUGACCGACAACACCAGGUGCAUCGAAUCCCCGCCAAAGGAGACGGCGUUGGCUGAAGAGGACUCCCGACCUCCCGUGUUCAGGUUGAAGCGUGUGGAGCCUGGAGGAGUUAUUAUCUACUCCUGCAUGGUCCUCACCGAGACGGAACUGUGGGACAUGGGAGAAGUGGUCACACCACUCGGACCCGUUGAACAAGUGGAAACCCAGGAAGGACAGCAAAACAAAGGGGUGGACAACAGUCACCGCAAGGUCUCUGCUGCUGAGGAACCGGGGGAAAAACCACAGAGUCCCCAGUGUACAAACACCACAUGUGGUUUUACCCCAGCCAAGUCGCCCCUCCCGAACAGUCCCACCAGCAUCCCCGAGUUUGUGAUCGUUGCGUUCAAGGAGAUGGAGGUUGUGGUUUCCCAUGUGGUGUCCCCUGGACACUUCUACAUCCAGCGUCCAGACGUGUUGGCCAAGCAGCAGGCCCUGGUCAACGGCUGGAAAGGCCGCUCGUUUGCGGAGGAAAACAGCGUGCCAGACAUCGGGACCCUUGUAAUGGCUUUCUUCUCGGAGCAGAAGCAGUGGUGCAGGGCCCAAGUCCUGAGGAUAUGUGGCGUCGGUGGAGACGAUCAGCCCGGUGAGGGCACUGGUGGCAGUGGGACCAACAUCAGUGUACAGGUGCUCCGGCUGGACCACGGAGACAAGGCCACCGUCUCCUUGCGCAACGUGGGCCCCCUGACACCGGACAUGGCGGCCCUGCCCCUGCAGGCCGCAAAGGUCUCGCUGGCCGAUGUGUCCGCGCUGGACGGGGUCCACUGGACGGAGGAGGCGGUGUCCUGGUUCAGAGCCAUGGUGGAGCACCGCACGCUGUACGCCCGGCUGUUCCCCCUCCGGUCGGCCGUCACCGUGCAUCUCUUCCUGGAGAGGGGCACCAUGGGCGCCAUGAGGAGAGGAGCCUCGCUCUCUUUGAGGUUAGCGCAGAAUGGACAUGCGAAACUCAACCAAAUGAAAGCCUUUGCCGCAGUCAAAAGAGGCAAUUUUCUCAUUCUGAAGAAAAGGCAGGAGGAUGACUGGCAGAAAUACCUAAUUGCAUGCUACACAGAAAAAGUUCUGAAAAAAACUUUGUUGGGAGUUAAAGACCUGGAAUCGAAGAUGAACUGGGGGUCCUUUUAUGCCGUGAUCAGCGGGGUAAACAGGCAUUCGACGGGCAUCGGGCGAAUAUGGCUCUCGGUCAUAUUCAUCUUCCGCAUCCUGGUGCUGGUGGUGGCGGCCGAGAGCGUGUGGGGCGACGAGAAGUCGGGCUUCACGUGCAACACGCAGCAGCCCGGCUGCAACAGCGUGUGCUACGACCAGUUCUUCCCCAUCUCCCACAUCCGCCUGUGGGCCCUGCAGCUCAUCCUGGUGUCCACGCCCGCUCUGCUGGUGGCCAUGCACGUGGCCCACCGGCGGCACGUCGACAAGAAGAUCCUGAAGCGGUCGGGCCGCGGCAGCCCCAAGGAGCUGGAGCACGUCAAGAGCCAGAAGUUCCAGAUCGUGGGCGGGCUGUGGUGGACGUACAUGGUCAGCAUCGUGUUCCGCAUCGCCCUGGAGGUGGUCUUCCUCUACAUCUUCUGGCGGAUCUACCCCGACUUCAAGAUGGUGCGGCUGGUCAAGUGCGACUCCUUCCCGUGCCCCAACACGGUGGACUGCUUCGUGUCGCGGCCCACCGAGAAGACAAUCUUCACCGUGUUCAUGCUGACCGUGUCGGGCGUCUGCGUGCUGCUCAACCUGGCCGAGGUGGUCUACCUGGUGGGGAGGGCGUGCCAGCGAUGCGCCCGGGACCCGGAGGAAGACAACAAGGUGGCGUGGAUUGGCCAGAAGAUGUCCACGUACAGGCAGAACGAGAUCAAUCAGCUCAUAGCCGGCCAAUCGAUCAAGCCCAAGUUCCCCGUGACUAGAAAGGGUUCGGCCGAUAAAGGCGACCGGUGCUCCGCUUUCUGAGGUUG
Molecule: messenger RNA, 2950 nt
Organism: Gadus macrocephalus (Pacific cod)
Lineage: Eukaryota; Metazoa; Chordata; Actinopteri; Gadiformes; Gadidae
Exons: 9
Coding region: 78-2945 (955 amino acids)
Biological process (GO): cell communication
Cellular component (GO): connexin complex
Source: RefSeq, a predicted model, not a curated record